GUCGAAUGUCGAAGCAGAAGAUAUGUAGUCGAAAACGCUAGAAUAAGGACAAUUUUGGUUUCUUGUGCUCGCUAAGAGUGUGUCCUCCUGCAAUUAAGUAUGCAAGUGGAGUGAAGAUGCAGAAGAUGAACAUGACGUCCACCUCAUUGAAGACCACAGCGAAUGCGCCAAGUUCUUCUUCUUCCUCCUCGUCGUCGUCAUCGUCCCGUGCGAGCGGUCAGCCGCGGGGCCACGCCGUCGUUCUGGCUGUCGAAUUGUCGCAGGACCUGCUGAAGCCGGAAUGCACAAUCCGCGAACUGGAGAAGGAGCUGGUGCCGUUCGUCCUUUCUCGCACGGUGAAUGCAGAGGCAGACCUGGUGCAACAAUACGUCCGGUCGAGGCAGCAAGCGCAAACAAAACUCAAGCAGCUCACGGGGAAGUUACUGGCCGAGGUAUUAUAAUCUGUGUGGCAAGUUGUGCUUUUGCGUGAUUUUUUUGCCGCACUUCUGCUGCAAAUCCAAAUCCAAGUCACGGUCACGCAAUGACUUUGGGCUUCGCUGAGGUCCUCUUUUUCUUUUCCGUUUCUCCCUCUGGUGUAGUACUUACAGUGAAUCUCGGCAGAGACAGGGACAUAGCAAAGCUCUACUUACUUGCCUGUUUACACUCAUCUUCAGUCUUUCGUAUUAAUUCCUCUCUUCAUCUCGAAACUCUAAUACUAAUCACCAGGCAGGCGAAGACGGUGCGUUGUUUCAGCAAUUUCUCCGGAAGAAAUAUGGGUGCCGGCUUCACUGGGUUGGCGACGUCGUGCGCUUUCUGCAAAAGGAAGAUGCCCAAGACGUUCCUCGGGAGAUCAAGGUGCUGUUCUUCCUUAGCAGUACUGCAGGGUGCACGCCAGAGUUGUUUCAGCGCGCCAGUAGCGGGUCGUGGUCGUCCUCUGGUAUUAAAAAUACAGCAGAGGGCCCGGGGGGGCGACCAGGAGAUUAUAAGCACGUGUAUGAAUUCGAAAUGACACGGUUCGAUCCGGACGUCUUCGAAUCGCGCCUAACCGAAGCCCUGGAGCACGCCUUCAAGCUUGUGCACGGGUCGUCCUCGUCGUCCGCAGCCGGAACAAAAAACAGCCAUGCAGCAGCUGGGGUUCCGAUUCCGUUGCCGCUUUGGACUCAAGUUUUGGGGCACACUAUGGGUAGAGACGAAGACGGACGCCCUGAGAGUGCCACGACAUCCGGGAGUGUUUCGAGUAAAACCAGAGCUCGGACUGCAUCGACUUCUGCAGCUUCGGCGCCACAGAACAGGGAGUCGCGCUUACCUAUGGCCUGCAGCUAGCUGUUACAAUCUUCAGACUCAUCAGCUAAAAAGAGCACAAUUCAUUUUCAUAAGUGAACAAUGAUAAACGCAAGCACUACCGUCAUCUGCUGGUACUGAAACUGAUCGCGAUCAGGUUAAGAAAUAAACGCAAAAAAGCGACGAAGUGAUCUUCAUAUCGUUCCUCCCGCUCGCUCGUGCAUGUUUUUUUUGCAGUCGCAUUGUUCUUUUUCAAAACGAAAUGGAAAAAAUUGGCACAGUCGAAGCUAAUGAUGUGAGGAAGACAUCAGCUGGAGACCGCGCCAUACUGCUCAUCGUGAGUACGCAACGGAGCGGCAGCUGCCUAGACCAGCAGAAGCUCUCCCUGGCUGCACACCUGAUAAUGAAUAAAGAGCUCUUCGUGUCCGUUUCGGUGCUGCUGCUGACGCCCGAGGUAGCAGAAAGCACGAUCCAGGGCUUGGAGCAGUUCUCGGAGAAGCUCGGCGGCAUCUGUCUACACGUGAGGAAGAGGCAAGACAUGAUGGAUUUUUCCCCCUGCUUGCGCAUGUUCUUGCUGCACAAAAACACCUCGCUCAUUGCCGAGCGGAAGCGAUUCUACGUUCUGAAGCAGCAACAGUUACGUUCGUCCUCGCCCCGUCGCAUGCAAUCCACGGUUGCGGAGCUCGUUGCGGACUUCACCGGGGAGGUGUACUACGCAGGCUCCGGCCCUUUUCUAACCGAGGAAACGCACGGCAACGCGGCCGGACCCCUGAAAUUGGUUGACGUCGAAAGCGGCAUCGCGGUCGCAGAAUCACCACGACCUGGAACUACAAUAGAGGAAGAUAAUCACGUUUUCGAAGAAGGUGCAGCCUUGAUAUGUAGUACUCCUGCGGCUGUGUUCGAAGAGUUGAGCUGGACGAUACUACCGUCUCGCACGGCGCUCGACGUGUUGUGCGAAACGAGCCAACACGUCCCCGGGCGUCGCUGGGCGCGGUCGCUUCGCUGGAUGCGGUCCAGGCGGGGCUUGCGUGACUGCCUGUUCGGCGAUCCCGGAACACUGGGCAUGGACAUGGAGGAGGUGGUUGGGACCACGGCUCUAACAGGAAGCGCGACGCUGGAUAGUAUGAGAACCACAGAAGAAGGCGAAGCCUCGCAGCAGGGACACCACGACCUGUAUGUCGCCACAGAACCACUGCCGGCCGCGUCUUAUCAGGAGCAAGUUGCCCCGCUCUUGGGUGGUGGGAGCACGCAGCUUCUCGGCAAUCCGAUGGCCCGGACAUUCGGCGACAAGAACAACCGCGCACUCCCGUCCAACGGGCUUGCGCCUGCGAUCGGCGGUUGGUCGUUGCGCGCGACGCACCCGCCCUCGAGUAUGCUGGAUCUGGAGCUCGGCUCGCGUUUGGUCGCAGUCAAUCUAACAACCUCGGUGCCCACCGUGCUCGAGGACCACCACAGUGCGAACUACAAGGCCGAGACGCAAAGCAAGACGCUGGCGCGAUUGCUCAAGCAGCGGCCCGUCAAUGCGGUGUUUCUGGUGCCCGCGAAACUGAAGCAGAUUCAUGAAUGGUUGACUGCCGUGACCCUGCGGCAAAGUCGCGGGACGCGCAGCGUUGCGACCGCGGAGCUCCAGGAGUACCGCAAAAUCGCGAUCGCGGACCGGCUAUGAAAUGCAAAAGUGUCUGGGUCUGGAAGAACGCAACUUGUGAUGCUGCAUUUGGAUUCCAGAAAAAUCUGUAUUGCGUGAGUACCAAAAGGAAUGUAAUUUUUGCUACGCGGAGAGGGCAUUUGUCAUGCGGAAUAGGCAUCAAGAGGCUCUCAAAAAGUCUGUGAUGCUAGGGCAUGCAUCACAGACAUCAGGGCUCAUGCAGAACGUGCAUGACAAGCACAAGGGUCAGAAUCUCCCAGACCCAGACACUUUUACAGUUGAUACCGGCGCAGCGCGCUCACUGAAUUGGUCGUUGCAGAACUCCGCGAGCGUUUGCCGCCACUUAUGCCCGACAAGCCGCCCCUACAGCGGGCGCUGCAGCAGAUGAAGAAACAGAAGAAGUUCUUGUCCAGCAAGAGCACGAGCGAAGAGGUUCUGUUGGUUUCUGCACCGUGGGAAGAUAAACACGAAGCGUCGCCACCUUCCUUGGCGAUUUCGAGCGCCGCGAACAAGCAUGGCGCUGUUCUUGAACAAAAGUCAAAAAGCGUUUCUACCACGCCAACCUCUACAGACGCCGCAGUCGUCGACUCGACAACUACUACUUCCAGCACGACAGCGGCGCUAGAGCCUGGCGCGCCAAUACCAGAUUCUGGCGUAUCCCGAUCCGAUCCGUUGACUCAGCACCCAUCCGUUUUGCGUCGCGUCAUGUGCUUUGUGGGGUCUAUCGAGUUUCUGGCUCGCGGUGCCGGUGUUUGCCGGUCCUGGCGUAGGGCUCUAGACAGAGCGACGCAACCGCGUCUAUGGAGCUGGCAUGUGCGCUACGGGGAAUACAUCAGCAACGCCAGUCUGCGAGAACGAUAUUGGAACUGGCUUGCCUCUUCGGCGAUUCCCACUGCAGGCCGAGGGGCGACUUUGAGUAGUUCAUCAAAAAAUCACCAGGAUGUUGAGACUGCUUUUUCAGGAGAGCACGUAGAGCAGGCAGCGCUACUCUGCCUCGGCUACGGAAGGUCACCGGUCACGCACGAUUGCAUGAAAGCAGACUUACGAGAGCAGUUAGCCACCGUCGCGGGCUUUUCUCGCGCACUCGGGUGCUUGGAGAGGACCGGUCUGUUGGACCCAAUCCUGAUGAAGACCAGUACCGGCUUGCAAAGGGCGGUAAGCACGUGUCUGUGGAUGAUCUUGGUUUUUCUAGCAAAAAAUGGUACAACGGAGAGGCAGACAUAUAGAAUGCAUCUUCAUUCACAUUCACAUUCUUUCAGGUGAUUCUUUGCCGGCAGUUUCAGACCGUUACUUGCGCAAAAGCCCUGGAUCUGUUUCGUCAUUUCUUCGCAGAGGGUGUGGCUCCCGAGUUGUGGUUCUAUUAUCAUGUGAGCAAUUGCCUGCUGCAACUGCCGAUGCUGUCGAAAGCCGCCGUUCUGCGUGUCUGGGAGAUUUUUCUGUACGAGCGGUCGUGGAAAAUCGUGGUGCGAGUGAUGACCACGGUGCUGGAAAGUCAGCAACAAAAGAUGCGGCGGGAGCUGGGCUCGUGUGAGCGCAUCAUGGCGCACCUGCUGCCUCCCGUGGCGAUCCAGGUUCCCUCCACUUUCCAGCGAGGAGCUCGUGGGGGCACUGCUUCAGCGACGGUUGUACGAAACGAGCACGACCACAUCGCGCCCGCGGGGCAAGCACAUGCUGCACAUGAUCCGAAAAGUCAGGACUUUGGGCCGCGAACCCGCGCGAGAAGGAACGCCGAUAGCGGUUUACUCAACAACAACAUUGCGAACGAUCUGCAUUCCGAUGCGAGCUUCGUGCUGGUGCGCAGCGCUGUGCAGGGGUGCAACGUAACGCGCGCUCUACUAGAGCACAUCGAAUCGGCGCCAUGAACAUGAUCUUCGGGAUAGCUAGAUACAAAUACCAGAUCGAUGUGCGAGUAAAUGACUAUGAGCGCCGUGGUCUCGGGUCCUAUAUUGGUAUUGCACGCAGCCACCAGUUGCUGGAAAAGGCGCGCCUACGAUGCUGGAUCGAAUAGAUCCCUACGGUAAGCCCUUGUGGGGCGCAACAAGGUGCUUACUCUUACCGAAACACCCGACCGGGACGCUUCUCUUGGCACUGACGAAAAUCAAGAUGCCAGAGGAUCAGAAAGCGCGAGGCCCGCCGCGAUCACCUGCCUACAACAGUAGGACGGGCAUACUGUUCGUUGACACGAAUGAAAAUAUGUGACACGAAGAUCACAUGGAACGGUCGAAACGGUUCUAUGAUCACCAACGAAGGCAAAUCCUAAUCCACGUCGAUGAAAGCGCUUGGUUGAUAAAUAAACCAUGUAGCGAUGAUUUGUGUGGGCAGUACGCAAGAAGCCGAACAAACGCGAGCAGUUUUCAACACAGGUGACAGGUUCAUCCGGGAUAAGAAAUGCGAUGAAAAUUAUGCAGCCUGGGAAAAAAUCUAUCGAUCAAGAGGAUGAAGGUCGAAAUAUCAUGGCCAGCGCAGGCAUGAGGGCUCGGCAGUGUUUGACCUUUUCUUGUGC
Messenger RNA from Amoebophrya sp. A120, 5408 nucleotides. The record is from the annotation of a GenBank genome assembly. NCBI's taxonomy places the organism in Eukaryota, Dinophyceae, Syndiniales, Amoebophryaceae.